Messenger RNA from Dichomitus squalens LYAD-421 SS1, 576 nucleotides. RefSeq lists its product as uncharacterized. Lineage: Eukaryota; Fungi; Basidiomycota; Agaricomycetes; Polyporales; Polyporaceae. The annotation marks the transcript as partial. Gene Ontology annotation, molecular function: high-affinity potassium ion transmembrane transporter activity. Gene Ontology annotation, cellular component: plasma membrane. Gene Ontology annotation, biological process: potassium ion import across plasma membrane; intracellular potassium ion homeostasis. The record is from RefSeq and is a predicted model, not a curated record. The transcript is spliced from 5 exons.
UUCAAUCCUGUGCUCGACAUUGGCAACCCGGCUACCGAUUCCAUCCCCGUUGGCGUGAGAGUCAGUGACGCAGACUUCGAUGCUGCGGCACGUAGGAAUGCCGGAUAUCAGCCGAUCCUCGUCUCUUCUCUCGCACCUGCAGUUCUGCUAUACGUGACCACGAUGUGCAUCGCAAUUUACCCCAUCGCCAUGAGAUCGCUGGUGAUAUACGAAGAGCUCCGGGCGGACGACGAAAUAGACAUCGUCCACUGGAACCGUCCCUCGGAGUCUCGCGUCCCGAUCUGGAGAACGUACUACCUCAUGCGCCACGUGCAGAGGCAGCUAUCUUCUGAUGCGUGGUGGCUGGCCAUUUCGCUACUGUUGCCCUGCAUCAUCGAGCGUGAAAACCUGACGGACCCCAGCAAGAUCUCUUAUCUUCGAGGUCGUAUCUUGAUAUCCCACUGUCGGUCUAUCGUUAGGAAUACCUGGGGUGAGCGCGGGCUGACCAUGCUGACAUAUGCUCCCCUACAGAUCAGCUAUUCGCUCUCUGGCGAGAUGCAUACGCUCUCUAAGCUCGUCAGUUGCGUAAUCAUGCUC